Arthroderma uncinatum is the source of this 2667-nucleotide messenger RNA. RefSeq lists its product as uncharacterized. The record is from RefSeq and is a predicted model, not a curated record. Bases 1 to 2667 code for a protein of 888 amino acids. NCBI's taxonomy places the organism in Eukaryota, Fungi, Ascomycota, Eurotiomycetes, Onygenales, Arthrodermataceae. The transcript has 4 exons.
AUGGCGACAAUUACGAAGAGAGUUCGGCUCUGGAACGCCACGAAAAAAUAUCUUCAAGAGCUCAACCAGUUCCCAUUAACCAAGGAUGAUGUUGUCUUGCCUCUUUUACGCGAGCUACGUCGCCUCAUCCUACAGGAAGAGGUGGGUACUAUGGAUAUGGCUACAUCACCAGAAUCCUUGGUUAGCUACAUAAACUCGCGCCUAGAGGAGUUGAAGUCAGGUCGACUCGCGACAGGAAGCAGCUCCCAUAGGGCUAAUAGCAGCCAUUCAUACCCAAUACAUGCCAAUCCGGACACCAUUGAAACCCAAGUUACAGACGGUGGUAGCACGUCAGAUGACGACUCGGAAUCCCCAAGCAGUGAUAACGAUAAUAGCAACGGCAGUGCUGAAGGGGUUAUCGACGUAACCCAACCAGCUCUGGUGGACCCAUUGGAUACAAUCAGCGGGCGAUUGCCGCAAUAUCCAAAUAUCUUCGAUAUCGAAGCCACGGAUACGAUGGAUGACUCAGAGCUCUACAGGGCGCUAGAGCCCGGGCAGCUUGCCGGUAUAGACACCAGCAGUCUCCUUGCUAGUGGCAACACAUCCACAGGGACGGCGGAUGGACCAGAAGGCGACAGCGCGCUAGAAGCUGGUGACGUUAUGGAUAUAACGCCUGGGCAGCUUAACAACCUAGACGCAAGCGAACCCUUCGCUAGCAUGGGCGGCCCGGACGACGGAGCGUUCGGUUUAGAUGUGUGGAACCUAAUGAAUGAGGUGUUGCCGCCGGGAUUGGACCAAGAGCCCAGUGAUCCCAUAACCGCCGGGACACUAGGGAGUAGUUUCAUCCCUCUCUUUUACCCGCAAUAUCCAAUGGCCACACCGCCAUCGUCUGGUCAGCGAGGCGGACUGUUGGCUGACACGGCGGAGAACCCUGGCAUCGGUUCCCACGAAGACUUUGAUCCCCCGGAAACUAGGGACCAACAACCCAGCGCUAGCCCCUGUGAAGGACCCACGGCCUCUAAUUAUACACUGCCCCAAAGCUCUCUGGGCUCUCCCGCCCAGGAUAUUGAACUUCCCUACUACACGGACAUGGUGGGACUAUCCAAGGCGAUCGAGGGCAUCCCACCCACAUCACAAUAUAAUCUCGACUGGGGUCUGAUUACCCGCCAAGACCUUUCGGACUAUCUACAGUGCUUCCAGCUGGCGGAGCGGGUAACGAGUGCUCUCGUUAACUAUUCCAGCAAGAAACUAUCACAGACUAAGGGUAUAUUGGCAUUGGAUAGCAGCUGGUGCUCCGAUGACACACUGCUAUACACACCGCAACAUAUUAAGCACUCAGCCGCCGCCCUGGCACCUUACUGUCACGCUGAGCACUGGUCACUAAUCUAUGUUGUUUUCGCAGAUGGCUGCAUCACCCACUAUAUCUCCCCAAACUCGGGAGAUAGUGAUCGCUCGCCUUCAGAGAAAGACUGUGACUAUUGCAUAAAGGUCACGUCUAUCCUCGCAUCCUUGCGAGUGUCUCAGGGCCUGCAAGUGCCUGCGUGGAAGUUUAAACACCCUAGCUACCAGUGGCAGGAUGGUGGCGGCGAUUGCGGUGCCCCUAUGCUGUGGCUCAUGCGGCUCUUGGCUGCGGGUCGAGAUGAGGCUGAGCCCCUCCCCGAGGAUUAUCGAUUUAUACUUGCCUCAGAGAUUCUAGAAGAUAUCAGGAGCUACCGCCAGAAGCAGGCGCUACGCAGAGCUAUUGGCGGUCAUGGUUAUAACAGCGCAAAACGGAAAUUCAACUCAUGUCAUUCAGCGUCUAGCAAUGACGAGUUACCCGAGACUCCGUCCCAUUCUACCAGGGAAAAGUUGAUUGCCUCUACCUGGAAAACGCUUCCCAAGCCGUACGGAUCGACGGCCAACUUACACAAAGAGUGGUGCAGGCUCUCUCGGUUAUGUCUGAGCGGCACUACCCUUGACAAACUAGAGCGCGCUAGUCGGCUAUUACAGCUAGUCAUCAACAUUGCCUCCCAAGACGUGUUUAUAGGGCUAAAGCAUAAUGUGGCACAUCUAAGAUCACAGUCGCAACGGCGAUCGGCCUUUACCAAUGAUAUCCAUGGUAUCUACAGUUCAGGCGUCUGGCAUACUGGAAACAAGGAGUCGUCAACUAUAAGCUUGCGACUAAUCAGCUGGUAUAUCUAUGAUGAGAUCACCAAUUCAGCUUCUAGCCUUCAGAAGAGGGGUGCGAUCACGGACGCUAGAUCCGCAUUAGUAGACAAGAUACAUAAAAAUCUUCCAGAGACCCUGCGUGAAGAUGUUGAAGACAAAAUAAAAAAAUGGUAUCACCAGGGUCGUGAGUGGUCGCAGAUUGUGAAGGAUAUCGGAAACGUGGGCGUGCUUUUCUUCCUCCCGCGCGACGUGAAUAUAUUCCCGAACGAGAAAACUAUUGGGUGUAAUGAAUAUCGAGAUCUCAAGGCCUCUGAGAGUAAGGAGCUAAAGAAUAUUUUCGAUUUCGUUAGGCCGUACUUCAGGCCACAGCUCCCUAAGGAUUUCAGCGACAUGUUUAUUUAUCGCAAGGUCACCUCCAAGGUCUUUCAAAUAGAGCUUUGGACUGACGAGAGUAUCUCUCGCUUAGAGUUAGAUUCCCCUAAAUUUCUCCAAGCGUUUGAAUGGGCGGAUAUCGAUGAGCAGAGCGAUAGAGCAGUUUAG